AUGUACGACCUCAACAUCUCGUGGUCGGCUUCGGCUACGCCCCGAGACCUCGAGUGCAUGCUCGCCUACUCCUCCCAGCUCGGCUACAAAACCGUCGCGCUCAAUCACAUAGUCUCCACCCCGAUUCCCGCCCAAAUAAAGAACCCGCUCCCCCAGCUGCCCCUCUCCUCCUCCACGGCCGGCACGACGACUGCGGCGGCGGAUACGCCCGCGGCCCCUACCCUCCCGACUGUCCUCCACCGCGCCACCAUCCUCCUCUCCGAACCGUCCCAGAACCACCGCCUCCUCUCUCUCGCGCCCCAUUACCACCUUCUUGCCCUCCGCCCCACCACGGAAAAGUCCUUCGCCGCCGCCUGCCAGUCCAUCACCGACAUCCCUCUCAUCUCCCUCGAUCUCUCCCAGCGCCUCCCCUUCCACCUCAGGCACAAGACGUGCGCCGUUGCCGUCACCCGGGGCUUGCGCUUCGAGAUAUCCUACGCCCAGCUCCUCGCCGCUCCAGAUGCCAGAGCCAGGGCCAACUUCAUCGGCAACGUGAUGAGUCUCGUAAGAGCCACCAGAGGCAAGGGUCUCGUGAUAUCCAGUGGUGCCGGGAAACCCAUCGACCUCCGUGCUCCUAUGGACGUCGUGAACCUUCUCAGCGUCUGGGGCCUCGCGUCCGAGAAGGGUGUCGAAGCCAUGGGCCCGGGCCCGAGGGGCAUCAUUGUGAACGAGGGGAUCAAGAGGUCCGGGUAUAGGGGCGUUAUUGACAUCGUCAAGGCCGCCCCUGCCCCGCCUGAGGAGAUGAAAGCGUCCAGGGAGGCUGCAACUGACGGUAAAGGAAAUGGGACCAACGGUUCCAAACCCGGAGGGAAGGACAAAAAGGGCCAAAAGAGGAAGAAUGCGCAAGAACCCCCAAGUGACGGGAACCGCCCCGGCAAAAAGUGGAAAGGCGGCCAGAAGCCCAAGUAA
Messenger RNA from Parascedosporium putredinis, 948 nucleotides. Lineage: Eukaryota; Fungi; Ascomycota; Sordariomycetes; Microascales; Microascaceae. The record is from the annotation of a GenBank genome assembly.